AUGAAAAUACCCGCUUGGCUGUCUCUCCUUGCUGCCGGCUCAGCCAGCAUUCCUGGUGUUGUAGGAUGGGGCGUCGUAGGCCACGAAAUUGUAGCAACCAUCGCCCAAAUUCAUCUCCAUCCUGCCGUCCUUCCCAGCAUUUGUCGCAUACUCAAUUUUACGUCAACUAACCCUAACGAACCCGAAUGCCAUCUUGCGCCCAUUGCUGGUUGGGCCGAUCGUAUCCGUUAUCAGAAGCGCUGGUCCGCCUCCUUACACUAUAUUGGUGCUCUUGGAGACCAUCCUUCCGAUUCUUGCAUAUUUCCCGGUGACCGCGGUUGGGCCGGUAAGAAAGACAUAAACGUGCUUGGGAGUGUCAGGAAUACUACAGACUUGGUAGAAGAAUGGGUCCGGAAUGAGCAGGCUGGAUUUGGUGGAGACGAUGAUGUUGCGAACGAGGCCCUCAAGUUUUUGGUUCAUUUUGUUGGUGACAUGCAUAUGCCGUUGCAUUUGACUGGCAGGGAUCGUGGCGGUAACUCUGUCAAAGUAACAUUCGAUGGUCGUCAGACCAACCUUCAUUCACUUUGGGACAGUCUCCUCAUCUCCAAGUCGCUGCGCACAAUCCCUCACAACUAUACGCGGCCCCUUCCCUCUCGAACUAUUGAAUAUAAUCUCAGAGGAACUAUUUAUGACUCUUACAUCCGUCGUAUCAUGUGGGAGGGUAUCCUUGGGAAAUGGGAGGAUGAAGUCUCCAGCUGGUUGACCUGCCCCGAGUCCAAGGGUUCUUCCCACUCUAUCCCUUCUUCCCCUUCAGGUCUUGUUUCUUCCACUUGGCAACAAGCCAUUUCUCUUUGGAGUUGGAUGAGAGGUUCGGAUUGGAGCGCUGAUGAUACGGACGAUGAUACAUUGUGCCCUUACUAUUGGGCUACUCCCAUUCACGCGCUGAACUGCGAGAUCAUAUGGCCUCCUGCACUUGACAAACCUCCUUACAGCCAUACCAAGUUUGAUCAGCUCACUAGAGGACACAAGCAUGGUGCUUCUGUUGAGGAAGAACUUGCCAUGUUCGACCAGCUUGCUUCAGGAGGCUCGGGUGGUCCUUACCUGGAGCUCGAUACUCCCGAGUACGCCGGCGCCAUCUACGAUCAGUGGAUCAUUGAGAGAUUGCUUGCGCAAGGCGGGAUUAGGCUUGCAGGAAUUUUGAACUACCUCUUCGCUCCUUUGGAAGGAAAUGAAGCUGGUUUGAGCCUCAUGCAUGAUUAUUAG
Messenger RNA from Desarmillaria tabescens, 1242 nucleotides. RefSeq names its product phospholipase C/P1 nuclease domain-containing protein. Gene Ontology annotation, biological process: DNA catabolic process. The transcript is spliced from 3 exons. The coding region runs from base 1 to 1242 and encodes 413 amino acids. NCBI's taxonomy places the organism in Eukaryota, Fungi, Basidiomycota, Agaricomycetes, Agaricales, Physalacriaceae. The record is from RefSeq and is a predicted model, not a curated record. Gene Ontology annotation, molecular function: endonuclease activity; nucleic acid binding.